CCCACAAUCCUGUUCUUUAGAAAGGGCUCUUGGAACAAGCCGGGGACUUCUUGAGACAUGGUUCACAUGGUUUAGGUAAGCUGUUCAGUAACUGUUUAGGUUCUGCUGGCAGUGCUGUCUGCAGCCGCUUGCCCUUACAGCAAGGUCUUACAAAACCAGAAGCUGUUGUUGCACACUGACAGUACUUUAUAUAACAAUGAGCCGCUAUAGGAGAUCUGUUCCGAAGCUGCACAGACAUUGUGAGACCUGUUUUAAUCGGCGCUGCAAAGCCUCAAUAGAAGUGUCUGUGUCAUGCAUGGUCAUCAACUGCCGCUUGCUUUGUGGAGCAUCCUUCCACAUGUGUAAAGAGGAUGAGCACUCUCUGCUGUGUCCCAAUGAGAAGGUGCCUUGUCUUAAUUCUCACUAUGGCUGCCCCUUCACCAUGUGUCGCUCUCGGCUGGCCAAACACCUUGAGGUGUGUCCUGCAAGCGUCGUCUGCUGCUCGAUGGAGUGGAACCGUUGGCCUCUUGAGAACCCAGAUGCCCCCUUGUAUACAAAUCUACUGAAAGAGCUCCAUGAGCAAGAAUCACUGGACCUUUCCAUGGCACUGAGGGACCAGAAACAUGUAUGUGCCCGGUUGAAAAUGAGGAAAUGCUUUCCUGAGUUAAUGGAGGAAGAAGAAGAGCCUCCCGCAGUGGAGGAGUAUGAUGAUGAGGAGGAAACAGUAGGGAAAGAGACUGUGUGUAACGGGAUGAACGUUAAUGGACAUGGAGAUUCAAGAGGAGGCUUGGUGAAUGGACCAUCUAAAGCUUGUGAGAAAGCUCUGAAAGAGGAUGUCGUCCUCAACGGUCCUGUUGACAAGGACAAGUACAAUCUUUUCGAAAAGAUGUUUAGCAUGGAAAUUGGUGGCUGCAAGCAGGCAGAGGCCGCGUCUUCGAAUACAGAAGAAAAGAAUAGAAAAAAAACGUCUUCUAAAGAUUCUUCAAAGCCACAAGGAGCAUCUGUAGAGCCAGAGAAAAAGGAAGUAAACGUGGAUUUCACCAAAACUGGACUGGCACCUUGGCAGGAUGGUGUCCUGGAGAGACUUGGGCAGGAAGUGAAACCAAGAGAGUUCAACAUGUACAUAGUGCAUCAUGGGCGUAUGUUGAUUUCCUUUGGUCAGAUGGAUGCUUGCACGCCCAGAGAGAGAGAUUUCGUUUAUGGGAACUUGGAGCCAAUACCAGUCCAGACUCUACGUUCCUUCAAGGUUCCCAGUAGUUACAGACAAAAACGCAUUCAACUUAGAGAAUUCAAUACGAGAGUAAUGACCGAGCACAAGUGCGUUGGCACAUCUGACCUGGAUAUGUCUGAGAAAGAUGGUGGGGAGAUGGAUGAGAUGUUUUCAACCCUACUUUGUUAUGCAGAGGCUGAGAUAAGGGGCCACAAAAUAAGCGAGAUGGUGGCAACAGAUGGACUUUAUGUCGAUAUUGCAACACAAACUUAUAAUUUUACCACAGCUCCUUUUAAAUCCAAUGCAACCCUUAAUGAAAUUACAACAGGCAGAGAUUUGAAACUUCACGUUGACCUCGAUACAGAAGCAGUUACACUCAGACACAACAAAUCAACCUCAGCUUUCACGUUCCUGUGUGGCCAUUUCUUCAGGCGGGAUGAAUAUGCCUCGCACUUUAAGAACGUGCAUUUGGAUAUCCAGUCCUCUUUGAGUGGCUGGUUCGAGCAGAGAUGUCCUCUGGCCUACCUCGGUUGCACCUUCAGUCAGAGAAGAUUACAGCCCUCCACACACAGGGCCAAAGUCUCCUAUAUGCAAGACCUCAGUAUUUUUACCCUCACACCCGAGGUUUCUGCCUCCCUUAUGAGCGAUUCGCAGACCAAUGCACAUAUAAAAUACGAAGAUUCUCUCAGUAACCUUCCCUUCGAGGUGCUUUGCCAGAUUGCUAGUUACCUGGAUAGUUUCACCCUGUCCCAGCUGGCCUUAGUCUCCCGAUUGUUCAGGGAUAUAUGUGCCACACUUCUGCAGGAGAGAGGAAUGGUAGGCUUUAAGUGGCAUAAAAAGUCAUACUCUCAUGGAGGAAUCCACUGGAAACCCACUAAAGUCUGGGAGUUUAGUACUCUUUUUAGCAAAGUUGGUAACUGGUGCAUCGGCGACACACCAUCAAUGGCUGAGCACCUGAAACGCUGUCCAUUCUACCAAACUGAACUGAAAACUGAGCCUUUUGCCCUGGCCAGUAUAUUUGACAACAAAGGAAAGGAGAGACACAGUUUGGUUUCUUUGUUUAUGAGACGCAAAUAACACUGUAACUGUAACUUUUAUUUUGAAUUUUUGGCAGUUAAAGUGAGUCAAAUAUCCACUAGUGUAAAUGAUUCUAUUUAUAUUAUGAUAAUAUUUACUACUGUUAAAUUUAUAUUUUACUGGUGUAAAAUAUAUAUAAAAAUGUGUUUGAAAAGAGUGUUUGUUCCAUUUUUUCUUUAUUGACAAUAGUCGUUUCCACUUUAUCACAAAAUUUCUCUAGAAUGCAAUAUCUUGGAGAUGUUUAGAUAUUAAAGGUACUUUUUGUGUGUUUGAAUUCUAACUUCAUUUAGCCAUGUAUUCUCUUUCUGUAAAACGAAAACAAUAAAACUAAAGCAGAAUGUGUUUCUUCACUU
Molecule: messenger RNA, 2619 nt
Organism: Puntigrus tetrazona (Sumatra barb)
Lineage: Eukaryota; Metazoa; Chordata; Actinopteri; Cypriniformes; Cyprinidae
Gene: fbxo40.2
Product: F-box protein 40, tandem duplicate 2
Exons: 4
Coding region: 197-2266 (689 amino acids)
Cellular component (GO): cytoplasm
Molecular function (GO): ubiquitin protein ligase activity; zinc ion binding; protein binding
Source: RefSeq, a predicted model, not a curated record